UUUCUGCUACCAAAACAAUUAGUGACUAUGCAAGCUUAACUGCUCAUCAAUUUGCUUUUUUGUAAUUGUACCCAUACCCAACUAUCAUUAUUAGUUUUGAAAAAAAUCCUAGUGGUUUGGUUGGUUGUUAAAGUAUUGCUUUCACCCCUAUUAUUUAAUAACCUAUCCGGACCAUUCAAUUCGCCAAAUCUGUGACUCAGUUUAGCUUAACUACCAUGGCUUCCGACGAGGUAGUCAAAGAAGUGGCUGACUACUUCAGACUCUACAAAAGUGGCCGCGUUGAGCGUUUCUACGACGUGCAUGGUUCUUUCUACGUCCCACCAUCGCCCGAAAAUCCAACUUCUGGCGCUUUCUCCAAAGAUGUCACUAUCUCACCCCACGUAUCCGCCAGAAUCUACCUUCCUGAAAACACCACCAACGUCCAAAAACUCCCCGUCUUAGUGUAUUACCACGGUGGUGGACUUGUCAUAGAAUCCGCUUUCUUUACUUGGAUUCACCGUUACGUUAACUCUUUAGCCUCUGAGCUAAAUGUCGUUGUUGUUUCUGUAGAGUACCGCUUAGCCCCAGAAGUCGAUGUGCCCACAAUUUAUGAAGAUUGUUGGACUGCACUUCAAUGGGUCGCUUUUCAUGCUGACGAUGAAAAAUCAACCAUAGUUAACAAAGACUCAUGGUUAAUAAACCAUGGUGAUUUUAAUAGUGUGUUUUUAGCUGGGGACAGUGCUGGUGGGAAUUUAGCGUACCACAUGACUAUGAGGGCCGCAAAAGAAAGAUUGAAUAAUGAGGUGAAAGUUACUGGAUCAAUAUUUGCUUAUCCUUAUUUCUUGUUCCCAAAUAUUGAUAUUGAUGAAGAGGGUUUGGCUAAUAAGAUUUGGGUCCAUAUAUGUCCACCACUAGAGUCUAGGUUAUUAUCCCCAAUUGAUAGUCCAUUAAUUAACCCACUUUCUGAAAAGGCUCCGUCUUUAUCUGGGCUAGGUUGUUCGAGAAUUUUGGUAUGUUUGGGGAAAAAAGAUGAUAUUAUUCCUUUAGGAAUUGGGUUACGAUUUGUUGAAGGUGUGAAGGAAAGUGGAUGGAAUGGAGAAUUGGAGUAUCUUGAAGUUGAUGAUGGACAUGCCUUUCAGGUUUAUAAACCUGAAUCCGCCGCAGCUAAACGUAUGAUGAAAUGUUAUGCUGAUUUCAUCUUUCGCUAGUGGUAUGAAAAAAUAAUCUUCUGUUGUUUCUGUUUCAGAGCAAUUGUUCAGUUUCAUAUUGCAAAAUAAAAUAUUUUUAUUUUCCUG
Lycium barbarum (goji berry) is the source of this 1274-nucleotide messenger RNA. Its product is annotated as 2-hydroxyisoflavanone dehydratase-like. The record is from RefSeq and is a predicted model, not a curated record. Gene Ontology annotation, molecular function: hydrolase activity. The transcript has a single exon. Lineage: Eukaryota; Viridiplantae; Streptophyta; Magnoliopsida; Solanales; Solanaceae. Bases 216 to 1187 code for a protein of 323 amino acids.